AUGACAUUAAGGAAAGUGAACAUUUCCAUCCUUGUAGUGGCUGUUGUCAUAUUUUUGCUCGUUCUUCAUCACAACUUCCUAGGCCUCAGUGACUUCUUGAAACGGGAAUUGUCAGAUUCAAAUCCAUUAGGACUUCAGCCUAUAGAUUUCAUACCUGCGGUUCCCCAGAGGCUGGCAGAUGAAAGGAAUGAUAAGGAGAUUUCUGUGGUCAUUGCAGCAUCGGAUGAGAGGCUUGGAGGUGCAAUUGCAGCCAUGAACAGUAUUUACCGUAACACCAGAUCCAACGUGGUUUUCCAUAUUGUUACUUUGAAUGAUACUGUGGAUCACUUGAGGCUGUGGCUAAGUAACACUGCUCUGAAAAAUCUGAGAUACCGAAUUUUGGAUUUUGACCCUCGUGUCUUAGAAGGGAAAGUGCAAGUGGAUCCUCAGAAGGCAGACCCCUUGAAACCAUUGACCUUUGCAAGAUUCUACUUGCCCAAUUUGGUACCUCAUGCAGAAAAGGCCAUCUAUGUGGAUGAUGAUGUAAUAGUGCAAGAUGAUAUUCUUGAACUUUACAACACUCCGUUGAAACCUGGACACGCAGCUGCGUUUUCAGACGACUGUGACUCAACCACUAAUAAAGUUGCUGUCCGUGGAGCCGGCAAUCAGUAUAAUUACAUUGGGUUUCUAGAUUACAAAAAAGAAACCAUCCGAAAGCUUGCCAUGAAAGCCAGCACCUGCUCUUUCAAUCCAGGAGUUUUUGUUGCCAAUCUGACAGAAUGGAAAUUACAGAACAUCACUAAGCAAUUGGAGAAGUGGAUGGCACUUAAUGUAGUAGAGGACCUUUACAGUAGGACUCUGGCUGGCAGCAUCACGACACCUCCCCUGCUAAUUGUAUUUUACAAGCAACAUUCCAGUAUUGAUCCCAUGUGGAACGUCCGGCAUCUCGGGUCUAGUGCUGGAAAAAGGUACUCUCCCCAGUUUGUGAAAGCUGCCAAACUGCUCCACUGGAAUGGACAUUUCAAACCAUGGGGAAGAACAGCUUCAUAUGUCGAAGUCUGGGAGAAGUGGUAUGUCCCUGACCCAACAGGCAAGUUCAGCCUGAUCCGCAGACAUUCCGAAGCCUAUGAAGCAAAGUAGAGUCGAUUUCAGUAACUGAUGGCCUUUUCUCAGGAAACCUCUGGAGCCAAGCAGAACGUUGUUUUUAGUCACGUUGUAUUACAGAGCAGUCCUGGCCUUCUGGAGUGCGAGGCGAUACGCGUAUUCAGGUGCAGUUCUGAAAAGUACAGGUCCGAAAGAGACUCACCUCACUUGCACGACAGAAGAUGCUCCUCCAGCAG
This is a messenger RNA of Eurypyga helias (sunbittern), 1319 nucleotides long. RefSeq names its product glycosyltransferase 8 domain containing 1 (gene GLT8D1). Gene Ontology annotation, cellular component: Golgi apparatus. The record is from RefSeq and is a predicted model, not a curated record. The coding region runs from base 1 to 1119 and encodes 372 amino acids. The transcript is spliced from 9 exons. Gene Ontology annotation, molecular function: glycosyltransferase activity. Lineage: Eukaryota; Metazoa; Chordata; Aves; Eurypygiformes; Eurypygidae.